Molecule: messenger RNA, 1863 nt
Organism: Cladophialophora psammophila CBS 110553
Lineage: Eukaryota; Fungi; Ascomycota; Eurotiomycetes; Chaetothyriales; Herpotrichiellaceae
Exons: 2
Coding region: 1-1863 (620 amino acids)
Biological process (GO): DNA-templated transcription; positive regulation of transcription by RNA polymerase II
Molecular function (GO): sequence-specific DNA binding; zinc ion binding; DNA-binding transcription factor activity, RNA polymerase II-specific
Source: RefSeq, a predicted model, not a curated record
AUGGACAUGGACCACGCGACCAUCUCCGAAGCAGAUCUGACACGUCUGCUGCCCACCUGUCAAAGAUGCCGUCGUCUGAGGAGGAAGUGCGACACCAAUCUGCCUGCCUGUCGUCUGUGUCAGAAGGGCAAAGCUGAGUGUACUUUUUUCGAUCAUGCUUUGCAACAGACUUUGCCCCGAAGCUACGUCCAUUCACUGCUGACCCGGCUGGGUCGCCUGCGCGCUGUUCAAGCCUCUGUCAAUGGCACAAGUGAGCCGCUGAGUGCCUUUAAGCUGCCUCACCAUGAACGAAACACUUCCACAACAUCCGCCAACCUUGACCCUCCCCCCAAUGACUGGGGCACUUAUACCAGCGAUCUAUCUUUCGACAAACAUUUCAUCAUCGAGCAUGCCAAUCCAACAUGUUGGCAGUUCCUGGGCAGCAGCUCGCCUUACGCGCUGGUGGUCGAAGUCCUCGUUCAUGCUCAGGCGAAGCUCGGUUCCAUGGUCCACCAUCCAGACUAUGCCGGCCCUGAGUUCUGGCUCAAUGCGCAGAGUACAGAAGUCGCCGAGCCGCUGCAGCCCAGGGCUACUCCAUCGCGGGCUGAGAUCCAGAUGCUCAUCAACUUGUACAUGUCCACCACCAAUACUCUGAUGACCUUUUUCGAUCCCGAAGACAUGACCUACGAGAUUGACACUUAUUUGCGUCACCAUGGUUCAAAUGUCAAGUAUCUUACUGGCAAGGACGCCCAUCAAUUUUUCCGCGUCGCCAUGAUCUGUGCCAUUGCUUCGGCGAAUAAGGCGAGGCAUCACUCUGUGUAUGACACCGAAUCAAUGGCGUACUACGCCGAAGGUCUACAAUGUGUCGAAGAGGUAACUUCAGAUGUCUCUCCAGAUGCUCUCCAAGCGCUCCUCCUCCUCAUUCUAUUUACCCUGUUUCAGCCCAGAAAAGGUGACAUCUGGAAAUUGUUGGAUUUUGCCUGCCGUUUGAGCGUGGAGCUCAAUUAUCACACCGAGACCAAUGACGAAUACGAAGAUGAGAAAAGUCGGAAGAAACGUCGGGGCAUCUUUUGGGGGCUAUAUUGUAUCGAGCGGACAAUGGGGCAGCACCUUGGUCGGCCUUCGGAUUUGACAGAAGAAAUCAUCACUGCUGAAUAUCCUGCGUCGUUGAAUGAGGCCGCGAUGGCCGAUCCAGACACGCUGCAGAUUCUUCUGACUUCACACUACUACCGACUGACAUAUCUGCGCUCAGAGAUCUUCCGCGAAUUAUACCUUCCCGCCGUUGCACCAACUCUACCCCGGAUGUGGUAUGAGCAAAGUGUCGAAUCCAUGUUGGCGUGGCGGCGCGAACUCCAGUUCAUCGAGACCACACCCGGCAUGGGCAGCAUGACAUGCGAGACGGGCUUUGAUACUUCAAUCUGUUUCCUGUUCCAGCCUCUCUUGUUACGAGCACUGGCAGCAACCAAAGACUCGAUGCUCGGGCCCGAAAUCACCGAGGUCAUCCCGCGCGAGAGCUAUCAUUCUGCCGUGAAGGUCGUCGAAUUCUACAACAAGCUCUUCCGAGGCGCUGAAGGCACUCCAUGGGGAAUGUAUCCUAUCACCAUGAUUUCGGCCCACUACAUUCAUCAAGCCACCAUCAUCAUUAUGGCCCACUGCCUGUUGGCCAUUGAUGGACGAUUACCUGUCGUGAGUUUCUCGAGGGAGCUCAGUGGCGACGCAGAAGGCCCAGUGGACUUUAGUGGAAUCCAUGAGAUAUCCGGGACGUGCUUGAUCUUGUUGAACACUCUAUCCAAGAAAUGGGCCGGCAUGGUGGGUAUCUUGGACAUCUACAAAAGCCUCCAAGCAAAGGUGUUACCCAUCAUGAUGCGGAGCGGGCUGGGUUGA